AACCAUUGGUAGUGGAGUAAAACAAAGAAAUAAUUGAUUUAUGGGGCUGUUAAGUACAUGAUUAUGACAAGGACGAUAAACAUGUUAAUAUCUGUGUAAUAUGGGUGACGAACUACAAAAUUAUAAACUACAGUUGCAACAGGUUGAAGCUGCAUUGUUAAGUGAUCCAAACAAUAAGGAAUUGCAGAAACUGAAAGUUGAUUUAGAAGAAGUAAUAGAUUUAACCUUAGACUUAAAAAAUAAAGCUGAAGAAGCAGCAAAGCAGCCUGAAUACCAUGAAGUAACCAAUAAUUUAUAUGAAGAUGAUGAAGUUACACGCUCUUUGUUAGCAGUAGAACAAUUCGUAGCUAAGAACAAAAACAAGAAGAUCUGGAGAAUAGGUGAUCUGUGUAUGGCAAAAUGGAGCGAUAAUGGUCAAUAUUAUGAGGCUCGCAUAGAUUCAAUUAAUCCUGAUGGACAGGUAAAUGUAACAUUUGAAGCUUAUAAAAAUCGUGGUGUUACAACUUUAUCAGAAUUAAAAGAAUUCACAGGCCAAAAACGGCAGUUAACGGAAGCUGAAAAGCUAAAGCGCGCGAAGAUGAACAACAAAGAAUACCUUAAGAAAAAGAAGGCUAAGAAGAUGCAACGUUUUAAAGAAUUAGAAGAAGAGCGUGAAGUUGAGAAGAAUAAAUGGCUGGCAUUCACAAAUAAGGCAAGUAAAAGUAAAAAAGUUGGUAUAAAAAAUAAAAGUAUUUUUGCUUCUCCUGACUCUGUUAAUGGGCGAGUGGGUAUAGGAACCUGCGGAAUUAGUGGCCGUCCUAUGACUGAGUUUACAACUGCUGUAAAAGUUAACCGAGGAUCAUAAAUAUAAGUAAACUGUCUUGAUUUUACAUAAAACUAAGUGUGUCUAGUAAUAGAGCAACAAACAUGUACAUAAUUCAUUAAUUCAUUUUGAAUAAAAAACAAUUUCAUUUUGUG
This is a messenger RNA of Agrilus planipennis (emerald ash borer), 957 nucleotides long. RefSeq names its product survival of motor neuron-related-splicing factor 30 (gene Spf30). Lineage: Eukaryota; Metazoa; Arthropoda; Insecta; Coleoptera; Buprestidae. The transcript is spliced from 2 exons. The record is from RefSeq and is a predicted model, not a curated record. Gene Ontology annotation, molecular function: RNA binding. Bases 101 to 844 code for a protein of 247 amino acids. Gene Ontology annotation, cellular component: cytoplasm; nucleus; precatalytic spliceosome. Gene Ontology annotation, biological process: mRNA processing; regulation of alternative mRNA splicing, via spliceosome.